Zerene cesonia (dogface butterfly) is the source of this 1088-nucleotide messenger RNA. RefSeq names its product trypsin-4-like. Gene Ontology annotation, biological process: proteolysis. The record is from RefSeq and is a predicted model, not a curated record. Bases 1 to 975 code for a protein of 324 amino acids. The transcript has 5 exons. Lineage: Eukaryota; Metazoa; Arthropoda; Insecta; Lepidoptera; Pieridae. Gene Ontology annotation, molecular function: serine-type endopeptidase activity.
AUGAUCAAAAUAACUAUAGUAUUACGCUUAACUUCUCUCGUUGCGUUUGGCGCGAACCUGGAAACGGGGUUCCCUCAAACUGUUGUAGUGGAUUAUUCCGAGCUGGCAUCUGAAGCCGAAGUUAAUAAAAACAAUAUUUUGGAGUUCUUGAAUAAGACUCAAGUACAGCAACGAUAUAGACUAAAGUACGAAACUUUGCUGGAUAAACUCACUGGUAAGAUUCUUCCGGUCUACACGGAAAGGUCUACCAGACGCAUCGUCUCUGGCAAGAACACCUCCAUAGCAGCUGUGCCGUGGCAGGCUUCCAUAAGAGAAAAGACCUACCCUAUUUGUGGUGGAUCUGUAGUCACCGAAUACUGGAUACUUACCGCUGCGCACUGCUUGCUGAGAGCACAAGCCGCAGACCUGACAGUCCGCCUGGGAUCCUCAUGGAAAUCCCACGGUGGGGAGAUGUACGACGUCAAGCAGUCCCACGUGCACCCACGCUACGUCAGCAGCACUAAGAUCAAUGACGCGGGCCUGGUGAAGCUGUACACGCCUCUGAGGUUCUCGUCAAGGGUCCUCCCGAUACGGAUAGCUGUGAGGGAGAGCCGGUUGCCCGCUAAUCAGGUCGCCAUCGUAUCGGGAUGGGGGAAAAUGCGAGAAGGAGGACCCGGUGCAACCUUCUUGCAGUCAGCAAGCAUCAAAACGAUGGCCAUGAAGCUGUGCCGGCAGUCGGGGCUGGAGAAGAAGUCCAUAGAUCCUGCGAGUAUGUUCUGCGCAGGCUCCUUCACACAACCCGCACCUGAUGCUUGCCAGGGGGACAGCGGCGGCCCCAUAGUAUCCGAGGGGACUCUCAUCGGGGUGGUGUCCUGGGGCCUGGGGUGUGCCCGGGGCAAUUUCCCGGGCGUCUACACGAGACUCGCCCACCCUGUCAUAUGGGACUGGGUGCAUGGACACAUUACUACUAAACCAGACACUAAUGUCACAUUUUAAUUAUUUAAUUAUACGUUUGGACUAUAAAUACAUUUGAUUAAACUAUUUAUAGUCUGUGCCCACAUUUAUCCCGCAAGGAACGCAAACAAUAUUAAUUACUAACUUUUCAUGUU